AAGUCAAAUAUCGCAAUUAAAUUAAAAUUUUAAAUAAGUACAAUUAAUAUUAAAUGAGCUUUCUCACGCUUACUAUCAGAUUUAUUCUACGAAAUAAUAAUCAAAGAUGAUGCUAGUAUAAUUAAAAGUGAAAUAUUUCUGAAAAUGGAAGAAAAAAAUUUUAUUUGGACUCCAGAUAUAACGCAACGAUUUUUCGAAUUACGUUUCGAACAUGAGUGGCUAUUUAAACAAAAGAAACAGCCUUGGACGGAAUUCCGUAAGAUCCUUCUUGAGGAUGGCUUUCCUGAGGAAAUGACUAUGAAUCACAUUAGAAAGAAGUGGUCUUAUACUUAUGAUUCAUAUAGACUAGCCAAAAAGACUAAAAAUAAAGAUUGGAAAUAUUAUAAAAUGUUUGAUAAACAUUUUGGCAAAAAAGUUUUAGACAAAUAUGAAUCAUGGAAUGAUGAAUGGAGAUUAAAACUAAUAAUAUGCAUAUCUGAGACAAAAGAAGUAAAACUCGACUUUCAUAACAUGUGGAGGACUGUGGAAAGAGCAUUGAGAUGUCAGGACUUGCCGCCAGAUUGUUGUAUUCAAGACCUGAAAGGGCUCUGGCAUUAUAUCAAAGUUACUUUUAAUAGAAAACAUCGUCUAGUACUGAAACAGAGUUUGAACCCGGAAGACUGGCCGUUAUACCCUACAAUGUUAGAUUACUACCAGAGGUUCGAGGCAGAGUACUUGGCGCGCCUCGAGAACAUGCCCGCUGCGAGCCUCGCGAGCAUAGAGCUGAGGAAGAAACAUGUACCCAAGGGCACCUUUAAACAGGAAAUUGAAGAGGAUUUCCAAUGGUCGAAAGACAUAACAGAAACGUUUAUACAGAUCCGAUUGCAGCACGAUUGGCUAUUUAGAGACAGGAAAUGGGCUUGGAAUAACCUUCGAAAGAUAAUGAUAGAAGAGUACGGUUUCCCCCAAACGCUGAGCUCGCGGGAGCUUUCUAGGAAAUGGGCUGCGACUUACGGCGAGUACCAAAAAGCGAAGGCGACCAACAACAAAUCAUGGGUGUACUAUAACUUACUAGAAUUAUACCUUGGAGAAGGAAGCUUAAGUCUAAAUCCUAUGGUUGGCUGGCAAGAAGAGUGGGUUCAAAACUUGAUAAGCGCAAGAACAGACUUGGAGCAUUUGUUCCGAUUUUCCGACAAAUAUAUACAACAGGGGUGGCGGGAGGUUGAAAAAAGACUGAGAACUGUUGGUAUUCCCAUAGACCACAGUUUGUUGGACAUUGAAGACAUUUGGCUGCAUUUACUGAGAACUUUCAGGUGGAAAAGAAAAUUCGCUAUCAAGGGCAUACUAAACGAGCAAUGGCCGUACUUUGACGCAAUGGCCAAGUACAUGGAAACACAUGAACUGCACCAAAUCAAACAACAGAAGCAGGAUGACUACGAAGACGGGGCUGUGGAUGACGAUAUUGAAGACGACAUGAAGUUAUUUGAUUUGAAACAGAGGUUAACACUCGUCAAACCGAAGUUUGAAGUGAUGGACGCCAAUGUGUGUCGAUGUUGUUCCAAUGAAGACGGCGUUGUCGGUAUUUACGACCAGAAAGACGAGGGUGAGGUCGAUUUGGCGCACAAGUUGAAGAUCAUCUGCGGUAUUGAGGUUGAUCAAUCCGACACUCUUCCGUCACAAAUUUGUUUAAACUGCCUUCGAGAAUUAGAAAACGCUUACAAAUUCAGAAGAAAAUGUCAAGACAUGGACAAAAUGUUCAGGGACCAAGCUAGUCAAGUUAAAAUGGAGUCACACCCAAACUAUCAUCACAAUGAUAACAACGACGAAAGAGACAGUGGACACGAUGCCAUAGAGUUUGAAAUAGACGCGAACUACGAUGACCAACCUACCGAACUGACUGAAGUUAAAACACGCAUUAUAAAAUUAAGUCAAGCGAAAAAACAAAAACCUUCAAUCAAAAGGGAGAGUAAGAAAAUUUUGAAAAGGAACAGGGUCCGAAAACCUAGAUACGAAUAUUGGAAGAUUUGCGAAGUGUGCGGGAAAAAUACGAGGAAUCUAGUCACCCAUAUGGAAUCUCACUCCAACGAUAAAAUAUACUCGUGCGAGAUUUGCCAGAAGAAAUUCAAGUUCAAAAGCGGUGUUAUUCUACAUAAAGCGAUUCAUGCGACCACGCCGAAGAAAACUUGUGAAGUGUGCGGGAAAAAUUUCUUCAUUAUGGCCCAAUAUCGCAAACAUUACGCUAUACACGCGAACGAGAGGAAACACGCGUGCGAGACCUGUGGGAAGCGGUUCAAUUCCUUGGACAUUCUCAGAGUCCACAACAGGUCCCAUACAGAUGAACGGCCUUUCACUUGUUCCGAGUGUGGCAAAACGUUUAGGACUUCGGGUUGUGUGUCUCGACACAGGAGAAUAGUUCACAGAAAUAUCAAAGUUCAAAAAGUCGAACAGAAAUUAUUAUAAUUGUUGUUGUAGUGUGUAUUUGACCUCGUUAUCGGCUCCGAAUUAUUUAUUAAAGCACAUUAUCUCUUUGACGGUGACUAUACACGUGUU
This is a messenger RNA of Maniola jurtina (meadow brown), 2529 nucleotides long. Its product is annotated as zinc finger protein 37 homolog. Bases 145 to 2439 code for a protein of 764 amino acids. NCBI's taxonomy places the organism in Eukaryota, Metazoa, Arthropoda, Insecta, Lepidoptera, Nymphalidae. The record is from RefSeq and is a predicted model, not a curated record. The transcript is spliced from 14 exons. Gene Ontology annotation, cellular component: nucleus. Gene Ontology annotation, molecular function: zinc ion binding.